ACGUGUUCAGAUCUGUCGAGAUCCAUGGCGGAAGUAGAGAGCCAGAAAACCCCAAGCCUAGCUGCGCAAUACUCUUUGCAGGAGAUAGAGGAGGAGCAGGUCGUGGUUGCAUCCCCUGUUGAACCAACUGAAGAUGAGAAGCCAGCUAAUACUGUUGCUGAGGAAACCGUAGCUGAGAAAACUGAGGAAGCUCCUCCAGCUGAAGAAAGCAAUGGAGCUCCCGCGCAGGAAGACUCAAGUGAACAAGAAGCUCCUGAAGAGGCACCAGAAAUAAAGAUUGAGACAGCACCAGCAGAUAUCCGUUUCCCGACCACCAACCAAACAAGACAUUGUUUUACACGCUAUAUUGAAUAUCAUAGGUGCACAGCUGCAAAAGGGGAUGGUGCUCAAGAGUGUGAAAAGUUCGCAAAAUAUUACCGUUCACUCUGUCCUAGUGAAUGGAUAGAGAGAUGGAACGAGCAAAGGGAGAAUGGAACCUUUCCUGGACCUUUGUAGAGGGUGCUGGAUUUUCAAGGCUGAAUGUUGUGGGACUCCUGCCAUUAUUUCCAGGUCGUUGCCAGCCCUGGAAGUUCAUAGAGAUGGGAAAACAUCCGGGAGAGUUCUAUUUGAAAUGAGUUAAUAAAAUUUUUUUGGCUUGUUUUCUGUUGCACCAAUUCAAGCCCAAAUACAUGGAGUGUGCUUCACAUAAAGUAGAGAUAUUUACUCUAUAUAACCUUUCCAGUCUUCAUCUUUUCAC
Telopea speciosissima is the source of this 736-nucleotide messenger RNA. Its product is annotated as cytochrome c oxidase subunit 6b-1-like. Lineage: Eukaryota; Viridiplantae; Streptophyta; Magnoliopsida; Proteales; Proteaceae. Gene Ontology annotation, cellular component: mitochondrion; respiratory chain complex IV. The transcript is spliced from 5 exons. The record is from RefSeq and is a predicted model, not a curated record. Bases 25 to 495 code for a protein of 156 amino acids.